AUGGUGGGAAAUGGUCCACGAGUCGCGAAACGAUCUCUGAAUGCCUGCACGCGGUGUCGCAGGCAAAAGAUCAAGUGUUCCGGAUCCCAGCCUUGCGACGGCUGUAAUAAGCGCAAGCUCACGUGCAUAUUUGAUGAUCGGGAUCAGAAGAUACUGGUCACCAAAGGGUAUAUCGAUGAGCUGCUGCAAAAGAUAGCGAAUUUCCAACAAAGUGACCUGUCGAACCCCAGUCCUCUGAGCCCAGAAUAUACGGAGGAAAGAUCCCCUGAUCUCAAAGACCUAAAUGAUAUAUCAGACAUUGCCAAGUCCACCUCCAACGAUCACGAUGAGUUUCAUCAUGAGCUAGAGGAUCCAGCAUCAGGGUUAACAAACCCUCUAUCCACUGGGCCCCCCACGUUCAUGUCUGCAGAGAACGGAAGAACGUUCUAUUUAGGAACAUCAUCAAACUGGUCAUUCACCCGCCGAGUCCUGAGUCUAACCCACGAACGCAUAUACCAAGAGGCUCUUCCCACAGGGGCGUUGCUGUUUGAUGGAACGACGUACGAUCUCGGCUGGGAUGGUCUGCGUAGGCCGCAGGACCCAGAAAUUGCGGCCGUUCCCACAUUUGACCACGCACUAUAUCUCAUCAAUGCCGUGAAAUUUCGCUGCGGGCAGCUUUACCACCUCUUUGACGAGAAUGACUUUAUGAGGAAUUUACACGAAUUUUAUGCGGGGUCUCAGCCCAAUGCAACAGCAAGCUUGUGGUAUAUCCACUUUCUGCUGAUCCUGGCGUUUGGCAAAGGUUUCGUUCAACACAAACUGCAAGGAAAUAGACCUGCGGGCGCCGAAUUCUUCGUCAAGGCACUUCAGUUGCUACCAGACGUUAGUAUUCUUCACCAAGAGCCAAUCGAGUCGAUAGAAAUCUUCUGUUGCGUCGCGCUGUAUUUGCAAGCCUUGGACUGCCGCUCAUCGGCACAUAAUUAUAUUGGACAAGCUAUGCGGAUGGCAAUGGCCGAGGGUCUUCACACCCAAAUGCCGAUCGAAUAUCUCGGAGAAAGCUUUGUGCAGAGAUGCCGCAAAAUCUGGUGGACUGUAUACAUUCUGGAUCGCGAGAUGACUUCCCUAAUGGGACUUCCUCAGUCCCUGAAUGAUGACCACGUGAAUGCACUACUUCCCACAUUUCCCGGUUCCAGACAAAAGACCGCCGGAAUCGAUAUGCAGAUCAAACUGUCUCGAAUUAUUGCAGAAAUAAAUAGCUCUGUUUAUGCCAUUGAUGGACGCUUGAACCGGAACUUUCUGCUUCGGACAAAGGCGGCUUUAGCCAAUAUUGCUCGUCUGGCCGAUGAACUCCGUGUUAGCUUUCCACUGCACCUAGAGCGAUCGAUGAACGGGGUUUCCAGAACAUCUGCAUAUCUUCACCUUCUCUAUCACCAGUGCAUUGUGCUUGCGACCCGACCACUUCUUUUCUGUUUCUUGAAGAUUCGAUUUGAAUCACCGGAAAAUUGCUCCGAUGCACUGCAUAAUUCACGCAGUGUUCGAAAUUUGAUCCAAAUGUGCAUGGAAUCCUCUCAACAGAUGAUCAGCAUCCUCCGGAGCCUUCAAUCAGAAGGUCUCCUCGAAACUUUCCUUCCAUUUGACCUGGAGUCCAUCUUCGUCUCAACCGUCGUCCUUCUCAUGGGGCCUGCGAUCGACAUCCGAUGGAACUACCCAAUGUGGCUAGAAAAAGCCUACGCGAUAUUCGAAGAGAUCAUCGAAAAUGGAAACUUGAUUGCCAAGUUUCGGCGAUCUGAGCUGCAGCUCCUGGACGAACUACUAAGCUGCUUCCCCGACGACCAACCCAGAUGCUUAUCUGCACCGGUCUCCUUCCCCAAUGAUGUCCUCAAUCCACCAGCUGGGCCUUUGGCGAGCUCUUUCCCGCCGUCCACCCAUGCUCUCAGUCAUGGCAUGUUGUCUGAUCCUGGUGUUACGAUGGAAAACGCUGGUGCUUUUACCAGAGGGUUGACAACGGCACAAAUCAUGGCUGUCGCCGAUUCUAUUGAGAGUAUUGAUACAGAGUGGAUGUCCAAUGCGAUGAUUGAGCACAGUAUUUGGUAA
Molecule: messenger RNA, 2073 nt
Organism: Penicillium canariense
Lineage: Eukaryota; Fungi; Ascomycota; Eurotiomycetes; Eurotiales; Aspergillaceae
Exons: 8
Coding region: 1-2073 (690 amino acids)
Biological process (GO): positive regulation of transcription by RNA polymerase II; DNA-templated transcription
Cellular component (GO): nucleus
Molecular function (GO): sequence-specific DNA binding; zinc ion binding; DNA-binding transcription factor activity, RNA polymerase II-specific
Source: RefSeq, a predicted model, not a curated record